Haemonchus placei is the source of this 817-nucleotide messenger RNA. The record is from the annotation of a GenBank genome assembly. Lineage: Eukaryota; Metazoa; Nematoda; Chromadorea; Rhabditida; Trichostrongylidae.
GUGCCGUGCGCUAUUCUAUGUCUCUGAGGUGGACAUGUUGAAAGCAAUGCGUUACGCUUUGUUCCGUGAAAGUACUCGAACAGGUAUGCCGUUGUCCGGGACCAAUCUGACUGCUCUUCAUGGCUUCGUUAGUCUGCUUGCCGAUCACUUCCCCGUCAUGACCACUUACGGCAGUAAGACAUUAUUGGAUCGGUCGACACAAGCUGUCAAGGUGUUCGCUCGCCUGAGGGAUUUUAUUGAGAAUCGAGGAUUGGAUAGCUGGAUUUCGACUGACGACUGGCAAAAAGAGUUCAUUGCAGCUGAGGAAGCUGCAAAUAAUCCGUUUGCAGUUAAUUCUGACUGGGAUCACUGUCGUGGAUCAAGUGGUCAGUUUCGCGGCUACACCUGUGGCCUAUGGAUUUCUUUCCAUGCGCUGACAGUAUCCGCCUACAAACAGGCUGAAGAUCACUUAGCCGAGUUCAAACCACUCGAGCCACUGCAAGCAAUCCGAUCUUGGGUGGGCUCAUUCUUCGGAUGCUUACAUUGCCGUGAGCACUUCCUCAAAAUGACCACAAGCACAUUCUCGAUGGAAUCGCAGGUUCGCAAGCCGGAAGAUAUAUUCUUGUACCUAUGGCGAGCACACAAUAUCGUUAAUGCGCGUUUGCAAGGACGUGAAACUGAGGAUCCACAGUUCCCGAAAGUGCAGUUUCCUGCCUCUUUCCUUUGCUCGGAUUGCACAGCAAACGGCCUUUUUAAUGAGAAAAAAACGGAAGGGUUUCUCAUAAAUUACUUUUCUUCGAUUAAACCAUUUCAGUCAUCUAGAUUUCUACUAAUAUAG